Pogonomyrmex barbatus (red harvester ant) is the source of this 1355-nucleotide messenger RNA. RefSeq names its product RAS oncogene family member Rab7 (gene Rab7). Gene Ontology annotation, biological process: phagosome-lysosome fusion; endosome to lysosome transport. Gene Ontology annotation, cellular component: late endosome; lysosome; phagocytic vesicle. The record is from RefSeq and is a predicted model, not a curated record. NCBI's taxonomy places the organism in Eukaryota, Metazoa, Arthropoda, Insecta, Hymenoptera, Formicidae. Gene Ontology annotation, molecular function: GTP binding; GTPase activity.
AAUUAAUUUUUAACAUAGUUUUAUAUUUUUCUAGUGAAAAAUGGCAUCUCGCAAGAAAGUGUUGCUGAAAGUCAUUAUCCUUGGAGAUUCAGGAGUUGGGAAGACCUCUCUGAUGAAUCAGUAUGUUAAUAAGAAGUUUAGUAAUCAAUACAAAGCGACAAUAGGAGCAGAUUUUUUGACCAAGGAAGUUAUGGUAGAGGAUAGAAUAGUCACUAUGCAGAUUUGGGAUACCGCUGGACAAGAGAGGUUUCAAUCGUUAGGAGUGGCUUUUUAUAGAGGCGCAGAUUGUUGUGUACUGGUAUUUGAUGUAUCUGCUCCAACUAGCUUUAAAUCUCUAGAUUCAUGGAGGGAUGAAUUUUUAAUUCAAGCCUCUCCUCGAGAUCCAGAUAAUUUUCCAUUUGUCGUGCUUGGGAAUAAAGUAGAUCUUGAAUCAAGAGCGGUUUCAAGCAAGAGAGCACAACAAUGGUGUCAAUCAAAGAAUAAUAUUCCAUAUUUUGAAACUAGUGCAAAAGAGGCUAUUAAUGUCGAACAAGCUUUCCAAACGAUAGCUAAGAACGCUUUAGCUCAAGAAAGUGAAGUUGAACUUUACAAUGAAUUCCCGGAUCAAAUCAAAUUGACCAAUGACCAAAGAAACAAUGGAAGAGGCGAUUCAUGUGCUUGCUAGGUCUUGGCACUUAGUGGUAAUAUCUCGAAUGACUAAUAAAAAAUGCAGGUCAGAUCACGUACAUUCACAUCAUCUGCGCAUAAAGGAUGCGAAAAAUAUAUUGCGAUGAGAGCUUUAUGUAUGCAGGAAGUCAUGAAGUAUAUUUCUUUAUCUCAACGUAUUAUACAAUCUCUGUAAAAAAAAUAUCGAUAUUCUUGUAGUUUUUUUUUUUUUAAAUCAGUGUAAAGACAGUAACGAGUUUAAAUCCAUACGUAAAAGAAUGUGUACAAACUAUCUCUUUCUACUCAUACAUACAUGCGCGCGUGUGCGCAUACAUACAUACAAAAAAAUUGUUUUUAUAAACGUGUGAGAGAUACAUUUAUUCGACUUCCUGACCUGGAAUAUCACAGUUUUGAAUUAUGUACUCCCGCUGAACUUGACUUGUCAUAUGUAGAUCCUUUAUCUAUAUGUUAUUCUUUAAGUCAAGGAUUUGCAUCUCGUUUCUAAGUAUUGUUUUUAAAUAUGCUCUCUUAUCGGGUAUGGCGAAACAUAUGAACUAUCUUCUUUCUUAAUCUCAUUCUUGAUAGUUUCGCGUGAUUGAUUUUCACCCAAACAAUAAUAGCUCGUGAUUUUCAAACGAUAUAUACGAGUCGUUAUUGCACCAGAAAGGAUAAUAUAUGGACCGGGAACACAGUUAGCGGUAUACAGUUAG